AUGGAUUUAUUUGAAAAAAUGAUCAUUUUAUACUUAAUGAAACCUAAAUUGGGAUUAAAUGAAAGAAUCGCCAAAGCUGUAUUAAAUCCACGUCCACGUCCUAAAUUGCCUAAAGAAGUUAUUGAUAUAAAGGAAAUGGAAAAUGCUCCAGAAGUUUAUCCCAAUUUCUUGAGUAAUGAACCUAGUACAACUUUGAUUCGCUCUCCUAUGAUGACAGGAAAAACGAAAGGUUUAAGAAAGAAUAUUGAGACUUUAUCUAGAAGUGAAACACGAUUACCUGCUAUUAUUUGA
Molecule: messenger RNA, 291 nt
Organism: Diversispora eburnea
Lineage: Eukaryota; Fungi; Glomeromycota; Glomeromycetes; Diversisporales; Diversisporaceae
Source: the annotation of a GenBank genome assembly